Cephus cinctus (wheat stem sawfly) is the source of this 2939-nucleotide messenger RNA. RefSeq names its product transcription factor cwo (gene cwo). The transcript has 5 exons. The record is from RefSeq and is a predicted model, not a curated record. Gene Ontology annotation, biological process: regulation of neurogenesis; anterior/posterior pattern specification; regulation of circadian rhythm. Gene Ontology annotation, molecular function: RNA polymerase II cis-regulatory region sequence-specific DNA binding; DNA-binding transcription factor activity, RNA polymerase II-specific; protein dimerization activity. The coding region runs from base 420 to 1577 and encodes 385 amino acids. Gene Ontology annotation, cellular component: nucleus. Lineage: Eukaryota; Metazoa; Arthropoda; Insecta; Hymenoptera; Cephidae.
UUCGUCAUUCCACGUUUCAUGUGUUUGGUAGUGAAUUGCGAAGGAGCAUAACGUAGCAUAGAGUAACGUAACGUAACGUACCCGCUUGGCUUGAACGGGCCAAUCGAUCGAGAACGUCGAGGUUAAAAGUUACCACGCGAGCGAUUCUCCCUGCAGUGAAUCGUCGGCUGUUUUCGCGACGUGAGCAAACGGUAGAUCAUUGUCGCGCCACGCAUCGUCGUUAUACGUAGGUGAAACGUUUGAAAACGAAACGUCGGUGAUUUCGUGUUACGUGAGUUGCCGUUCUUUACGUAGUGUCCAACAAUUAUUUUUUUUAUUCGAAAAAGAAGAGAGAGUUGCGUUGCGGAAGGCACAAGAAGUCAGUGUGUUAGGAAGUGUUCGUGCUGCAGAGCGACAUUGCAGAAAUUCUAUGCUGCAAGAUGAUGGAGACACAGAACUUUUGGGAGGACAAUUCUGCACAUUCUAUGCAAGUUAAAUACGAGAGUCUGGAUGGUCGAUCGUGCAAGGACGAGAUCUACAGAAUGGGUAUCGGUGCUGGAUAUUGCGAGGGUAACUUGAACUUUGCAACGGCUAGCGAGGACGAUGAAGUUUACACCAAGAAGAAAGUCUCCAGGCAAGAUCCAAUGUCGCACAGGAUCAUUGAGAAGCGCAGAAGAGAUCGAAUGAAUAAUUGCUUGGCUGAUCUCAGUCGAUUGAUACCGGCAGAAUAUUUGAAGAAGGGCCGUGGCCGAGUGGAGAAGACGGAAAUUAUUGAAAUGGCGAUUCGUCACAUGAAGCAUCUUCAGGGUCUGCGACAAGACACCAGGCAUCCUGUGGUCAAUCCGGUACACACUCACACAGAAGACAGUGUUGACAGCGUUUCUCAUUCGGCGACGACAUCCACCGCGGCCGAGCACUAUAGACUCGGUUUUCAAGAAUGUCUCAGCGAGACGAUGCAUUUCCUCGUGGAAGUCGAAGGCUUCUUCGCGAGGGACUCGCUUUGCGUGCAGUUGAUAAGCCAUUUGCAACAGCACUGCGAUAAAAUUCUAGCAACAAGUGACAGACUCGGUUUUCCACAUCCUGAAAUGCCCGUGUCCAAUGGUUCGGCGAACUCGAAUUUUACUCACUCGACCAUUCCGCUGAUAUGUCCCCCAAACAGUCAUUCGGAUCAUGGCUCCAGCUCAGGUGUGAGCUCUUUAGGCGACCCAGAACGUCCGCGGCCCAUCAUUCCUCCACCGACCAUCGUCAGCGACGACAGCAAUCACAGUACUCAUUCUCACAGCACGCCACCUGUAUCAAGGCCGCCAAAUUACAAGUUCAAGAGUUCCAUCAAGCAAAGAUUUUCGGCCGAACGAGUCAAGUCUAGUCCACCGUCAACUGCGGAGAAGCCUCAUGGUGUUCCGAUAUUCGCACUUCACGACGGCGGCGCCUUCUAUAUUCCGUUGACGGUCGAGUCCUCCCUUCUUAGGCCGCAUCUGACGUUCCUCCCAGACACGGGUCCUGACAUGGUUCUCCAUCCUGUCACGAUAUCGGUCAACUUCAAUCACUCGUCACCCCCUGCGUGGUCGCAUCACAGUCCCACGCACCAACAGAGUUAAGGCAGGCAACAUUCUUCGAGCGUCAUCUGCAAUGCGUACAUCUUCACCCUUCACCCUCCCAGCCGUAUUCCUUUUUUUUCCAACGGUACGAGAAACGAGGUCUGGCUAUCAUAUACAAUCUCGUCGGAGCAUGCUGAUCUUAUCAUCGUAUUUCAUAUCUAGAUUUCCCUUCAUUUCCUUUUUACCUUUUCCUCUUCCGUGUUCCUUCUUCGACGACAGAAGCAAUGAUCCGCUCGAACCGCACAAAAGAUACAAUCUAUCACGUACAUCGCGUCGAAGACGCUUGUGUCCCCCUUUUUUCCCUGAUUUUUUGUGUUUAUAAUUUUAACAAGGCUGUGGAUUAUUUUGGCAUUUAUAAGGUUGCGAUGAAGAGAGGAUACAGAAAAGAAACUGGAAGUCAGACGUCAAACGCCAGGCGCUAAAGAAAACGACUUUAAUCACUAUUUUAAAAAAUUCUUUCAACGUAUCACGCACUUCAACCCGACCUUAUGUUAGUAAAAUAAUAUAUUUCUUUUUUAUACGGUACCACCAGCCAUCCCUCGGUGUCUCUAAGCUCACUAUUAUGACGAACCAAAAAAGGUGCUGAAACUUGGUUGGUGAGUGGCUUAACCAUUGUGCGAACAUUUACCAAUCAGUAUUAACUUUGGACUAUUCACGUAAUGUCGUCAAGCGUCAUGUUUACUUACAUUUCACAAGUAACUUAAUCAACGGAGCUAUCUUUUAUAACAAUCUAGCAAUUUUAUUUUCUUGUUUUCACGGAUUCGUAUCUUGGCGUUUUCAGAGCGCGUUGCUUUGAGAAUUUUUCGGUCGAGGAAUAAGUCAAUCAAGGUACGCAAUUUUAAAAAGGGAGAUAGAACAAACGUUGUUCUAUAUUUCUUUCAUUUUCAUUGAGAUUCGUGACUCUUGAGGAGGAUAUGUGAAAUUAAUCAAAUCUCGUUUGAUCACCGCGUCUGUACAUCAUUCAAUCGCAAAACACACAUUCAGACAUAACAGAGAAACAGAGACAGCAAGUUUUCAUUAUUAUAUUAUUGACACCAACGACUUUGUAUAGUGAGGAUGAGUUAGUUUAAACUGCCUGUAUCAUUUAUGAAUUCCAUAAUUGUGAUCGUGUAUGCAUGUAUUAAUAAGUAAAAGUGUUCCGCAAAUAAUCUGACGAACGAGUAAUGUUCGUGUUAAUAACGGAUGAUGGUCUGCUCGACGCCCAACGAUACAAAAGAAUGGGCCUCAGCAACGAAAGACUGACCGAGACCUGCAUUACACUAAAAUUCUUAUAAGAUCGUUGCAUUAAAUAUAUUUGUACAUACCAUGUUUAGUUGUAACGUUGAUGAAAAUUUCAUUCGAAUAAAUUAUAUUUACCAUAAA